Misgurnus anguillicaudatus (oriental weatherfish) is the source of this 1979-nucleotide messenger RNA. RefSeq names its product lectin, mannose-binding 2 (gene lman2). The record is from RefSeq and is a predicted model, not a curated record. Gene Ontology annotation, molecular function: D-mannose binding. Gene Ontology annotation, biological process: endoplasmic reticulum to Golgi vesicle-mediated transport. Gene Ontology annotation, cellular component: Golgi membrane; endoplasmic reticulum membrane; COPII-coated ER to Golgi transport vesicle. Lineage: Eukaryota; Metazoa; Chordata; Actinopteri; Cypriniformes; Cobitidae.
GGAAGUGAAGACACAGAGAGGAAGGAAGGCGUCAACGAAUCCCACAAGAAAGAAGCCCGUCAUCUUUAUGGCUUCACUCUCAAUCGAGCGUAACUCGUAAAAUGCCCGUGUGUCACAGGAUACUCUUACUUUUAUGCUUACUUAAUUUCUCGUCCGUAUAUUCAGAUAUAACAGACGGGAAUGCGGAGCACUUAAAGCGAGAGCACUCGCUCAUUAAACCAUAUCAGGGUGUUGGAACAAGUCCCUCGAGUCAGUGGGAUUUUUGGGGGAGUACAUUAGUUACCAGCCAGUAUGUGCGUCUGACUCCGGAUGAGCGGAGUAAACAAGGAUCCAUCUGGAAUACAGUGCCAUGUUAUUUAAAGGAUUGGGAAAUGCAUGUGCAAUUUAAAAUUCAUGGAUCAGGAAAGAAAAAUCUUCAUGGGGAUGGCUUUGCUAUAUGGUAUACAAAAGAGAGACUACAUCCUGGGCCAGUCUUUGGAAAUCAAGACCAUUUUGUAGGCCUGGCUAUUUUUGUGGAUACCUUCCGUAAUGAUCUCCAAGGGAUGGAUCGCUCUUUCCCCUAUAUUUCUGCAAUGGUCAGUAAUGGUUCCCUGCCGUAUGACCAUGGGAGAGAUGGACGAUCCACUGAAUUGGGGGGUUGCUCGGCUGAAGUCAGAAAUAAAGACCAUGACACCUAUCUGGCUAUUCGAUACUCAAAAGGCAGACUCACGAUUAUGGUAGAUGUGGAUGACAGGAAUGAUUGGAAAGAGUGUAUUGAUAUCGGAGGUGUCCGCCUCCCUACAGGCUACUAUUUUGGGGCCUCUGCAGCUACAGGAGAUCUGUCUGACAACCAUGACAUCAUCUCUAUGAAAAUGUACCAGCUGAUGGUAGAACAUACUCCUGAAGAGGACAACCAGGACUGGACAAAGAUUGAACCUAGUGUCAGUCUCCUCAAGUCCCCUAAAGACAACGUUGAUGAUCCAACGGGUAAUUUCCGAAGCACACCUCUCACUGGCUGGAAGGUCUUCCUACUUCUGUUAUGUGCUUUGCUUGGAAUUGUGGUUUGUGCAGUUGUGGGUGCAGUGGUCUUUCAGAAACGACAGGAGAGAAACAAGAGGUUCUACUAAACCACCCAAACAUGAUUUCAAAGAACUUUGGAAAUUGUAGGUUGAAACAUUAAUGUGAAUUAUUUUUAACAACUGUAUAAAUGUUUAUAUUAUUAAAGUUUGGAUCUAAAGAGUUGAAUAGGUGACAUUUUUAUCUGUAUGGUUUUCGAUUUGGCAAGGUUAAUGCCUGUGUGCUGAAGUAAAGUCAAAUAGACAUUUUCAAAGCAGUCUUCAAUGGUUCUUUUUAUUGUUGUGUAUUUGUAUAAACUUAAUUUAGUUCCAUUCAGAUUUUAUUUUGUAGCAUUGUUUUAAAAAUUGUUACUUGCUGUGCUUUGCCAUUCAUGUUAUAUGGUUUAGUUUUGCUCUGGAGUAUUAAGUUGCUGUUAUACAAUGUGUAUGAUUUGAUUUUUAAGAGGUUUUUAAUGGACUGCCAAUGAAAUCAAUUUAAACGUAAUGCUGUUUUUGUGAACGACAUGGCUCAGUUUCUGCAGUAAUGAUUUGAGACCUGUUUCCAGUGUUACACAUUUAUAACUGAACAUACCACCAAAUCUGAUUUAUAUUCACUUGUGCAAGGAGAUAAAUUCACAAAAGGACUGCUGCAAGAGAUGCAUUUUGAAAAUGACUUUUUGCCUUUUGAAUGUUCAAGAUAUAAAGGAAAUUGAAAGUCAUGCAUUUUAGCAAGCUCAAUUGGAGAUUUUGCCUACAUUUUUCUGUGUUCUCUAAAUACGUUUUGCUAAUUUUCUUUGCCCUUUGUAAUAAAUAAUUGCAAUAAUGCACUGAUUAACUUUUUUUGUUUCAAUAAGAAAUGCAUUUUUUUUUGUUAGAGAUCAAGCAGGCACUGACUGUAAAAUUAUGUUGGUUUUGGUGAGAAAAUAAAGCAGUUCUACCAGUGGA